Messenger RNA from Theileria annulata, 990 nucleotides. RefSeq lists its product as uncharacterized. The transcript is spliced from 6 exons. Bases 1 to 990 code for a protein of 329 amino acids. Lineage: Eukaryota; Apicomplexa; Aconoidasida; Piroplasmida; Theileriidae. The record is from RefSeq and is a predicted model, not a curated record.
AUGAAGGAAGUCUACCAGUUUUUUUCUGAAAAUUUAGGACUCACGGGAUUUGAUGAGAAGAGUGUACUCUACACAAUAAGUAAAGAACUUAUUGAGAAUGCAAUUGACGCAUGCAAAGAUGAACAGAAAGAACAUAAAAUUAAGCUCCAGCUGAAGAAAAAUGAUGAUGUUAUAGAAAUCCAAUGUUUCGAUGAUGGGUCGGGAAUCAACCCAAACUCAAUAGAGUCAAUAGGGCAUAUAUUUAACUCAUCAAAGUCCGACCAAGAAACAUCAGGAACGUUUGGUUUAGGAAUCAACGAGAACAUGAUCAUGAAGUACAACGUGGUUUUGUCUGAAGAUUUGAAAGAACCGUUUGUAUGCAAUGUACUAACUGAAGAAGUAACACUUGAUGAGUGGCCUUACAACACGGGCGUGAUAACAAAAUUUAAGUGUAGUGUUCCAAACAAUUUUAAGGAGCUUAUUUCUUCAUAUUUGGAUAUCGUAAGCAUUCACCAUCCCAAGAUAAACAUCAGUCUCGACAUGUUCGGAAAUUUAAUUAGCAAGGGAAACAAGCAGGAAUCAAUAACUGAAGGCAUACUAUCAGUUUUUUUAAGUGGAGUUGAGAUAUACACGGCCUCAUUUACAACAGACCAAGUGGGCUUCAAGAAAGUGGAUGUUUCUUGUUUCAUAGGCAAAUUUUCUCUGAAAUUCAAAAAUUAUGCAACAUUACACGUUCUGAGGUGCAUUAACGGCAUUCCUAUGGCAAAAAACUCCAGUAGUUACUGUGCAAUAUAUAGUACAAUAAGAAACUUGAUUAAGAAGGAGUUGAAGGAGUAUGGAAUAAGGUCUUCAGGAAGAAUUAGUAAGCAAUUGAUGGAGGAGUUGGAUAGCCAGGUUAAUACUCCUGAGGGGGUACUGAACCACAAACCCGUGAGAACACAUCAUUUAACCAUGUUUAGUUUCUUAGGGACAUUCCAAUUAAAACUGCACCAGAUUCUACUUGGAACCUAA